AUGGACAGACCUCAGGCGUCUCUUGCGACUGUGAUUUUACAAAACGCGUCACUAAUCAAGGAAAAGGUUGAAGACUCAUUGCACAGGGCAUUUUCCCGAAGAGGGUUUUACAAAUGGGCUCUUGGAUAUUUAACACUUUUUACAUGCUUAGCGCUGGUAGUGAGUAUGGCGAAAUCACCACGGGGUGACAGAGCGACGACUAGAAGUCUACUAGCGGAGAAGUCCUCUCUUACAAAUUUGCUGAAUGAUAGCGAAUAUGUUCAUGGAGUAGUUUCCGACGACUAUACGACGUGGGAUGCCAGUUUUGACGCCAAGCGUUACAUGGUCGAGAGAUGGAAAACAUCGUGUUAUUACCCAACACAUCCAAUCUAUCGACUCAACAAGUUGCUCAAAGUUGACGAGAUGAAACGUCGGGGCUGCGUGCGACGUUUGCCUGAAGUCGUCAUCGCAGGAGUGCGCAAAUGCGGCACUGGUACGCUUCUCAGAUUUUUGAACUUCCAUCCUCAUUUAGUUGGCCCGAAAGACGAGACCCACUACUUUGAUUCGCUAACCGAGCAUGGAGUGCAAUGGUAUCGAGAGCAGAUGCCGUUCUCCUCACGUUUGCAGAUGACUAUAGAGAAGACCCCAACUUAUUAUUUCCGACCGUUCGAUGCGCCUAAACGCAUCCGCCAAACCUUGUCAUCUAAUGUACGUAUUCUAGUUAUUUUAUGCGACCCAGUACGGCGAAUAGUGUCAGAUUACGUUGAGUUUAUUAAUAAAACGGACAAGGCGGAGCAAGACUACAUGCAGAGGAAAACGCUUGCCGAAUCCAUCGAGAGCACGGUAUUUGAGCAGGCACGCCCUGACAACGUGAACACACACAAUGAAAUGGUCGACGUGGGCAUAUACGUCAAAUAUCUCUUCCGAUGGUUAGAACAAUUCCCCCGAAGCCAGAUUCAUUUCAUUGACGGCGACAAUUUCAGAAAUAAUCCGGCAGAAGAAUUACAGAAAGUAGAAAAGUUUCUCGGUGUGCGGCCUUUUUUCCGCGAAGAACAUUUCCGCAAAGACAGCGUUAAAGGACAGUAUUGUAUGGCUUUUCCCCAAAUGACCUGCAUGCCAAGCUCGAAAGGACGGGAACAUCCUGAAUUAAAAGAGUGGGCCAAAAAAAGAUUAUGCGAGUUUUACAGUCCGUUCGACAGAGCACUGGCGACCUUGGUUAAACAGAACUUCACAUGGAUUGGUAAAAACUGUUAA
Molecule: messenger RNA, 1233 nt
Organism: Saccoglossus kowalevskii
Lineage: Eukaryota; Metazoa; Hemichordata; Enteropneusta; Harrimaniidae
Product: heparan sulfate glucosamine 3-O-sulfotransferase 1-like
Molecular function (GO): [heparan sulfate]-glucosamine 3-sulfotransferase activity
Source: RefSeq, a predicted model, not a curated record